This is a messenger RNA of Didymella exigua CBS 183.55, 2514 nucleotides long. Its product is annotated as glycoside hydrolase family 67 protein. Lineage: Eukaryota; Fungi; Ascomycota; Dothideomycetes; Pleosporales; Didymellaceae. Gene Ontology annotation, biological process: xylan catabolic process. The record is from RefSeq and is a predicted model, not a curated record. Gene Ontology annotation, cellular component: extracellular region. Gene Ontology annotation, molecular function: alpha-glucuronidase activity. The coding region runs from base 1 to 2514 and encodes 837 amino acids. The transcript has 4 exons.
AUGCAGCUCCUUGUGGCAAUAUUGCCCGUCUUGCUGGGUAUUGUGCUUGGUGAAGAUGGCUCGCAGGGCUGGCUACGUUAUGCACCCGCCGCCAAAGGUUGCAAGUCUCAACAAGUCCCCUCAGCGAUUGUGGCCCUCAAUUCAACAAAGAUCAGUCCAGUCUACACUGCCGGGAAAGAGUUGCAGAGAGGUCUUAGGAGCAUUCUGGGGAAGGCUGUCGAUUUGACCACCGGAGGUCGCUCGAAUUCAUCAGCCAUCGUCGUUGGCACUGUGGAUGCAUACAACACAGCCUACGGCAGUGUCUCUGGCGUGGAAGACUUGGAAGAUGACGGGUACCUGCUAAGCACCCACGAUGGCAGUGUUGUCAUCCUGGGACGCAACCAACGAGGCGCUCUCUACGGAGCCUUCGAGUACCUCUCGCAGGUGGCGCGCAACAACGUUACAUCAGGGUCCUCCUACAUCUCCAACCCACAAGUCCCAAUCAGAUGGACCAACGAGUGGGACAAUAUGGACGGAUCAGUCGAGAGAGGCUACGGGGGCGCUUCGAACUUCUUCCGGGGCGGAUACGUAGUCGACAACACAACAAGAGCUGCUGAGUACGCACGCUUAUUGGCAUCUGUGGGCAUCAAUGGUGUCAUUAUCAACAACGUCAAUGCCAAUGCGACUCUCCUUAGCGAUCGCAAUGUUGAGGGCUUGGGCAGACUGGCCGAUGCCAUGAGACCCUAUGGAGUACAACUGGGUAUUUCACUAAAUUUUGCGUCUCCAAAUGCCACCCUCGGGACGUUUGACCCCCUGGACCCAAAGGUUGAUGCGUGGUGGGCGAACAUCACCAAUCAGAUCUACAAGAAGGUACCAGAUAUGGCGGGCUAUUUGGUCAAAGCCAACAGCGAGGGUCAGCCAGGCCCACUCACGUACAACCGAACGCUCGCAGAUGGCGCCAACAUGUUCGCUCGAGCGGUCGAGCCGCACGGCGGCGUCGUGAUGUUCAGAGCAUUCGUAUAUGACAACCAUAUCAGCUAUGCCAAUUGGACAUCCGACCGGGCCAACGCGCAACUCGAGUUCUUCCAGCCCCUGGACGGCAAGUUCGACGAGAACGUUAUUGUACAAAUCAAGUACGGUCCUAUCGACUUUCAGGUCCGUGAACCAGCUUCGCCACUCUUCGCAGCACUUCACAACACGUCGACUGCGAUUGAGCUCCAGGUCACACCUGAAUAUCUGGGUCAGAAUUGUCAUUUUGUUUACCUUGCCCCACUUUGGAAAGAGAUCCUGGAUUUCGACUUGCGAGCUGACAACAAAUCCUCAAUGGUCAAGGAUAUUGUAUCAGGCCAGCGUUUUAAGCGUCCUCUCGGUGGUUAUGCAGGUGUGCCGGGCGCUGGCACCAACACCACUUGGCUGGGCAGCCACAUGGCUAUGUCUAACCUGUACGCGUACGGAAGGUUGGCUUGGGAUGCUUCGCUCGGCUCAGAAGACAUCCUCGAAGACUGGACUCGAUUGACCUUCGGCUCGGACCAGAUCGUUCUGGAUACUAUCAACGAUAUCUCGAUGAAAUCAUGGCCCGCCUAUGAGAAUUAUAGUGGCAAUCUAGGCGUCCAGACCCUUACUGAUAUUCUCUAUACACACUUCGGCCCGAACCCAGCGUCUCAGGACAACAAUGGUUGGGGCCAGUGGCUACGAGCUGGAAACGUCACCAUUGGAAUGGACCGAACAAUCGAGAACGGCACGGGAAACGCUGGGAACUACCCUCCCGAGAUCGCGGAGAUGUACAACGACAUCGACAAGACCCCUGACAACCUCUUGCUGUGGUUCCACCAUGUGCCGUACACGCAGCGCCUCAAGUCUUCCAAUGAGACAGUAAUACAGCACUUCUACAACGCCCACUACGCAGGCGCAGCCAGCGCGCAAACAUUCGUACAACAGUGGGAAUCACUGAAGGGCAAGAUUGACCAUGAGCGCUUCGAACAUCAGCUCUUCCGGCAAACGUAUCAAGCUGGGCAUUCGCUUGUCUGGCGCGACUCGAUCACACAGUACUUCUACAAUUUAUCAAUGAUUGAUGAUGAGUCGGACCGUGUGGGCAACCACCCGUACAGGAUCGAAGCCGAGAGCAUGAAACUAGACGGGUACAAAUCAUACCUUGUCAACCCAUUCCACGCUGCUUCGGGCUUCACAGCGAUCGUCACUACAUCGAACACUACAGCCGGUACCGCGACUACGGAGGUGCCGUUUGACUCUGGAAUGUACGACGUGGCUGUGAACUACUACGACCUGUUCAACGGUACAUCAUCGUACAAGCUCGAAAUUGGCAACCGGACAGUCGGCGUAUGGAAGGGCGACAACGAGAAAAAACUGGGCCACGAGCCUUCGAGGUAUCUGGAUGGUCACACAGCGACUCGCAUUACGUUCAGAGGUAUUGCAGUGCAAAAAGGUGAUACGGUGCGCAUAACGGGCCAGCCUGAUGGAAUUGAGCCUGCGCCCUUGGACUACAUAUCUUUCCUGCCGCCCGGUAUUGUCGACUGA